AUGGCUUUAGUAUUUAGAACUGCAGCACAGUUUGCUGGAAUUUCACUAUCUUUACUGGGAUGGAUUUUAUCCUGUCUUACGAACUACCUGCCACUCUGGAAGAACCUCAACCUGGACUUAAAUGAGAUGGAACACUGGACCCUGGGACUCUGGCAGACUUGUGUCGUCCAGGAGGAAGUGGGCACGCAGUGCAAGGGCUUCGACUCUUUCCUGGCUUUGCCUGCUGAACUCCGGAUCGCCAGGAUUUUCAUGUUUCUGUGCAACGGGCUGGGGUUCCUGGGCCUGCUGGUCUCGGGGUCUGGCCUGGACUGCUUGAGAAUCGGAGAGAGCCAGCAAGAGCUCAAGAAGCGCCUGCUCGUCCUGGGGGGAAUCCUGUCCUGGACGUCAGGCAUCACAGCCCUGGUGCCGGUCUCGUGGGUGGCCCACGUGACGGUCCAGGAGUUCUGGGACGAGACCCUUCCGGAGAUUGUGCCCCGGUGGGAGUUUGGGGAGGCCCUGUUCCUGGGCUGGGGUGCUGGCUUCUCCCUCCUCGUGGGAGGGUGUCUGCUUCACUGUGCAGCCUGCUCCGCCCGGGCUCCGCUCGCUGCCGGCCACUACGCGGUGGCAGACUUGCAAGCUCUUCGUCAACAACUGCCCAUGAAAAACUCCAACCUGAAAGUCUAAGCCAGAAGGCAUCAGCGCUCUCCAGGCUUCAGGAGAUGGCUCAGCUCUGGAUUUGGUAGGACUUCCUGCUCCACAGCCACCAUUCACUAUGCUCCUGCUUUUCCAAAAUGCAAGCCCCCCUCCCCCUGGGGAUUUACCUUCUUAAACUAGAAUUUCUUUCUACGACUGGUAAAGCACUUUUACCUUCUUCUCAAAGACGGAAACCAAUCAAGACUUAAUACAAUCACAAUCCUUACUGUGAGUGAGUUUUCUCAGUUUUAAAACAGGCACAGUGACUGCACAGAGCUGGUAAAUAAAACAUUGUAUCAAAUGCGUAUGUAUCUUUGAAGGUAUUAUUUAUAUGGAGGGGAAUUAUUUUGGCAAUUGGAAAUGCCACUGCUAACCACUGGUUUCUUUCAGGUGUUUGAAAUAACCUAUUAGACAUAAGCUAAGGUCUCAUCGCAUAUUUAAAAUGCAUGAUAUCUGAUUGUACAUAAAAAAACAAAAAGCCUGCUGGUUCUUUAAAAACUUUGGAAGUGAGAGACGUGGGAGACACCAUUUCCUUUCCUCAGUGCCUCUAUGGAGGCUUUCCAAAAGCCAGCCCCACUCAUUCACGCCUUCAAGCACAGGAGGGCAACCUUGCAUUUUGGAAGAUUCACUUAGAAUCUAACCCCUCCUCCCUGCUCUGUGCCUGAUGGCCAACACUGCCACCGGCCCCUGGCUCUGAGCCGCGGUUGGGACCGGUGGGUGUGCAUGGGCACAGGGCUUCCUGGGAGUGCUGCCAGCUCAGCAGUCCCCCGACUGAGCGCACGUUCCAGAGCCCUUUGUCUGAUUUGCAGAACAGACGUAUUUCAUAGUCUAAACGGGAACUAUUCGCAGCAAACUGCUGGGCUGGGGAAGUUCAUGAAAGAUUUUAUAUGUGCUUGGUCCAUGGUUUAAGUAAACUCUGAUGCUUGUGCCAAUUAGGGAAAUUAAGUGAACAAUAAACAACAGCAAAAUAAAGUAUUAUGCAGAUGUAUCUUUGUUAAGAAACAGAAAAACCACUGAUUUUUUUUCCACCCA
Oryctolagus cuniculus (rabbit) is the source of this 1704-nucleotide messenger RNA. It is a transcript of the gene CLDN22, whose product is annotated as claudin 22. Gene Ontology annotation, molecular function: structural molecule activity. NCBI's taxonomy places the organism in Eukaryota, Metazoa, Chordata, Mammalia, Lagomorpha, Leporidae. The record is from RefSeq and is a predicted model, not a curated record. Gene Ontology annotation, cellular component: bicellular tight junction; membrane.